AUGCCCACGCUUUACCCGACCUCCAACGCAAUCUUCGAGCAAAGAAUCUCAGGUGCGGAAGAUGCGAGGUGGUUUCAGACCUCUACAGGAAAAAACGCCUCGCUCGGGAAGCAUACAAUUAGAUCAAGAAGCCAUGACACAUUUGCCUCCCGUUUUUGCAAACAAAACUUUUCCGUGCCAUCGUCAGUGAGAUUUCGGAGCUCUCGAUAACGGGAACGCGACCAUAUAACCCCACGGUGGAAGCCAAUGAUCGUACGCAAUUAUAGUUGAGAAGUAGGAAAGCAUCCAUGAACAAGGUUUGUGGCCGAAGGCAUAAUACAGAAAGUCGGAAUAGGUAUGCAUAUGCCGGGAUAUCAGCAGUUUAGUGUAUACAGGAUUGCGUGAGAAAAGUGGUAGGUAAGGUGUGUUUCGAAUAUC
Molecule: messenger RNA, 417 nt
Organism: Periconia digitata
Lineage: Eukaryota; Fungi; Ascomycota; Dothideomycetes; Pleosporales; Periconiaceae
Source: the annotation of a GenBank genome assembly